UUGUCUAUGCUAUGCGAUUUUGACAUUGUUUGACAAAUGGUACCUUAUGUCUCCGACGAUUGGCGACUGGUGUGAAAUUUUUGUAUUUAAUUUCUGAGGAAGAAUGAGCCGCAAAUGAAAACAUGUCAAUUAGGGAAAAUCUUGCAGAGCUGGGCUGGCACAUUAGUCAAGAAGGUUUCGAUACUAUUAGCGAGAACGGAGCAAUUCAGGAUGUAGAUGUUCUAAGCAGACGUGCUUUAGACCAUGACCUGCGGGACAUUGGCGAGGCCGCCUUUCCUGAGGACUUCCCGAAGGACCCGUCGAAGCUCGAGAAACCGAUCGUUGUUCAAAUACAAAAGAUAAGGAAUGUGUCAGCUCCAAAAGCGAAUGAAGAGUCAAAUUAUGCACCUCGAAUGUUAAAAUUGAUUUUAAAUGAUGGGAAAAGUUCAUGCACCGGAUUAGAGACAAGCCCAAUCUCUAGUAUAAGUAUAAACACACCGCCAGGAACCAAACUGUUGCUGAAGAAUGAGGGGUUGGAGGUGUGCCAUGGGGUCAUCUGGCUCACACCCAGUGUGGUCACUGUGCUGGGGGGUAAGGUGGCCCACAUGAUCGAGAAGUGGGAGUUGGUCCGGAGUCUUGCCAAGCACACUAGGGGGGGUGUUGGAGUGGAUGGAGGCCCUCCGCCGUGGAUCCCUUUUGGCCAACGUCUGGAAGCUAUCACUGUGGACAAACAAUUCAAGAGCAUACAAGAGGCCUCUAAGCAGGACAAUGCUGAGUUUGAGGCACAAAGGAAAGGUGCUAUUGCUGAGGCCCAGAGGUUGUCUGGAGUUAAGAAGGUCUUUGGCGGAGGCACGAAACCCCUACUGGAUGCUAAUGUGCAGAAAAUCAUUGAUGCAGGCUUCACCGAGGAGCAGGCGGAGAAUGCCCUGCGAUAUACAAAGAAUAAUGUUGACCGAGCCCUAAGGAUGCUGCAAAAGAGAGACAACUCUGAGAACAGGAGAGAGAGGCAGCAAAAAGAACCAGAGCCACCCAAGCGCAAGGGGCGAAACAAGGAGCCUAAUGAUGACGACAACAUUGCCGUCAAACCCUCCGGAAAAGUAUCUCUGUUCGACUUCUUAGAAGAUAAACUACCCAACGUUCCCGAAAAGGACAAAAGCAAUCGUCAAUAUAACAAUAACAGUAAUGACGAUAGGGAAAGUAGGAAUUUUAGGGACAGGGAUAGCAGAGAUAGAAAUGGUGGCAAAAACAAUCAGCGGCCCCAAGGGUCGCGGUUCGAGGGCAACAACAGGCCCCGCCCCGACAGAGGACACUACAAUGACGGCCAUCACACACAAAGGGAGGACAGGAAAUAUCAGCCUCAAAACGAGAAACCGCCUCGCUUCCAGAAAAAACUGGAGGAAAAGAAUAAACAACAACAGCACCAGCAGCAACAGCAAGCGAAUUAUAAUUUAAACACUAAUCCAUACGGCAACUCUUAUCACAACCCGCCGCAGCCUCAAUACGGAGAUAGGAAUAUGCGCAACGAUCGAGUCAAUGACAAGAUGCAACAACCUCAAUACCGGAACAACAACCACAUGGACAGCCUGACGGAGGCGACGUCGAACCUGAGCCUGCUGUCGAGCCAGCGGCCGGAGUCGCGCGGCUACCCCGAGCAGUACCACAAGCCGUACAUGCCCGCCCCCGCCACUCCCACCGCCCCCGUCGCCCCCACCGCCCCCGCCAGAGACGUCCGUCCCUUCCGCCGCGCCGCCGGGGCGCCCGCCUACCAGGAGCCCUACCAGCGGCGGCAGCAGCCUAACGGGUACAUGGAGGCGGCGUGCCUGUACGGAGUGCCGGCCUCGGCGCCGGCGGGCGUGGGGUACAACUACUCGCGGCCGCUGUACGGGCACGGGCAGCACGCGCAGCACGGGCAGCACGGGCAGCACGCGCAGCACGCGCAGCACGCGCAGCACGGGCAGCACGCGCAGCACGGGCAGUACGCGCGCGAGCGCGGCCCGUUCCUGCCGGGCUCGCUGCUGGGCUUCCAGAACGCCGCCGUCAACGAGCAGGCGCGCGCCAUGCUGGGCGUGGCCGACAUACGCUGGAAGGUCGGCGACCGCUGCCUGGCGCUCUACUGGGAGGACAACAACUUCUACGAGGCGGAGAUCACCGGUAUAUCCGCUAAUACGGUAGUAGUGAAGUUCUGUGCGUACGGGAACCACGAAGAGGUCCUCAAAUCUAAUUGUCUGCCCUUUCCCAACCAAGCAGCCCCAGCGCCGGCAGGAGCGGCUGGCGGGGCGGGUGUGGGGGCGGGGGCGGGCAGCAGCGGGUACCCUUGUGGCGGGUUCCCCGCCCCCGCCCCCGCGGCGGCGCGGCGCGCCUAGUGGCACGAGGCGGCGCCCGCGCCCGCGCCAGCGCCCGCCCCGGCGCGCAGCUGACCGUCGCCGCGUCGCCGCCGCGCCGGCGCCUGCCCCACAUACACGGCAGACUUCUCCAAGUGCCGUUCGGCUAGCGGCUAGGCCCUCCCGGGACAUUUUGUCGACCAUCUAUCGGUGACGCUGUCGGUGGCGGCCGAGGAGUGACGGAGCCCGAUUUGCGGCCUCGCUUAACUUACGGUCCCGUAGUCGUUUCGUUUUCCUUCGGUCGCCCGAUAGCAUGUGAAUGAUAUUCCUUAGGAUCUAAACGUGACGGUGACGAAACGUGUCGGCCGGCCUCUACGGAAGCUCGCUUUAAUCUUUCGGCUCGACGGAGCCCUACCGCGUAUCAUUAGUCGGUUGAUGUGUGUUACUCACUUGAAGUGAAUGUUUGAUUACUUGUGACGUUUGGCUUUUAGAGGAAAAGUGUACGAGACGAUUACCUUACUCAGUAAUCGAAGUAGGAUAUGCAUAUUUUCAUGUGAAACAAACAGGAUGGCGUUUACUACUGUCAUAUGUCUUACUUACUUACUGUCUUGUUUAUAUCUUACUUUUUUCAUACUCUAAAUAUUUAUGCUAAUAAGUUUUCAUAAAAACAUAUAUUUAUAUUUAAAACCCUACAAAGUAAUCAUCUUGCACACCCCAAGUACUUAAAAUGAUAACUUCCGUAAAAUUCAAAGUGUCGCUCACGCCACCACUGCUAAUGAACUGAAGCAAAGAGGCAUGCUAGGCUACGUUUUGCUAAAGAAUUCAACUACAUGAUGUUAGCUUUUUGCGUCCAAUGGAAAAGGAUCAUCUACAUCUUGGACUCAACUCGUUCCACGUCUCUCUUAUAUUGACUGGACACAAUUUUUUUUUCGUAGAAUUUAAAGCGCCGCUCACGCCGCUCACGCCGCACGCCGCCACUGCUAAUGAACUGAAGCAAAGAGGCAUGCGAGGCUACGUUUUGCUAAAGAAUUCAACUAGAUGGCGUCAGCUGUUUGCGUGCAAUCGAAAAGGAUCAUCUUACCUCUUGAGAUUAACUCGUACACCUUUCCCCUACACCUAGCGCCUAAAUCUAAAAUGAAUCAAACGCCUGUAUUACGAUCGUCGCUACUUCUCCGUUACUAAUUAUUAUUCUUAUUUAAGCUUCUUUUCCCACACAUCUAUUUUAAGAUUGUCUUUUGAUUUGUUUUAUGUUCAUGAUGUGUGAUCCCUUGAAGGUAAAAGCCUCCUCUAUCUUUUUCCAUUUCUGUUUGUCGAUUACUAACUACCCUUAUCUAAUUUAGUGCGACUUUUAAUUUGACCCCUUUAGGUCUAAGCAGUUUAAUUAUUAAUUAGUUCGAGUGAGAUGAACCGGCAUUAAUUUUAAUUGUCUAAUCAACGCAACGAUUAACACAUUCACUGCCAAGAACCCGCCUAGUGGGCGCGCGAAACUUUUGCUCAGAUGUCAGACAACCCACUAGCCAUAGAUAACAACAGACUACGCUAAAGAGCCCACCUAGCGGGCCCACAUCGCACACUAGGGUUUACAUCAGCAAAUAAGUUUUAAUUAUUAUAUUAUUUAGACCUGCAUCAAAUCAAUCAGUUUGAUAUGUAAAUUCCGAAAUCCAUUUGGGAUUGUGUAUGUAUCUGUAUGUUUUACGUUAUUUAUGCUUAGGUACAUGAAAAUUACUUUUUAAAUGCGUCAAGUAAGUCACGCAGAUGUGAGACUAAGAACUAAUAAAAUAAAAGUAACAGGAUAUUUGAUUCUGAAACUUUGCACAACUCUGGUGCCUGCCUACUGUGUUGAUCUGUGAUCGUUAUGUGGCCUCGCCAACCCGCCUAGCGGGCGCCUAUAGAUUCAUAGUUUUUGUAGUACUGUUUAAUUUUAUGUCUGGCAGUGAAUGUGUUAAUAUUUCGCAGGAUCACGAAAAUGGUGAGUACUGGUUGAUCUCUCGUUGUCUGCCAGACAGGUGCCAUAUGAAUAAACUGCACUUUAAUUCGGAGAUAGAACUCUCGCUGUUUAUCUUAUCACUGACAAAAGUUCCCUUCCACACUUGUACGGUGUACGGGUGAUGGCAGCUCCUCAAUACCUUCGUAUAAUUUUCUCACUAAACGGCCUAACAUGCCUACUCUCUACUCUUGUCUGUUUUAAUACCUACUAUUCGAGCAUUUAUACUCGUAGUCGUAGAGGCUUGAACCAAUAUACAGAAGAGGUUCCGAUUGCUCGUCUCUUACUUUACAAGCGAAUAACUAAUAAUUUUCGGAACUAUGACUAUAUCGACUGUGGCGUCCAACGGAGUUAUUUAUUUCUUGUAACUCGAAAUCAAUGUACCUACAGUGAGAGACUGACAGUACGUAGUCGGCACGUGACAAAGAAUUAAGCUUUCUAUAAUGCUAACCCUACACAAAUAAACGAUGUGCAAGGUCGCUUUUAUUGUGAAAGCGUUUGUUUUUUGUUAAAUUAUGUGUAAAAAUCACGCAUCUCUUAUAUCAGACCAGACUUGGCUCAGUCAUCUCGAAAACGACAAUUUUGAAAUUUCAAAAUUUAUGACAGGGUCUAUUACGCAAGACUAGAGUCAAACUCGACAAUCAAAAGACAUAGACAAACUCUCGACAGUCAAACGACCCUUAAGUGCAAUCUCGUGACCCUGAGUGGAAAUUUUCUAAUGUAGACUUAAAAAACGCGAGUUAUUAAAAUUAUAAAAGCUGAGGGAGAACUAUCUGGGAGAACGCCAUAAACGAGCGUGCGCGGGCAUGGCCCUAUUUGCUUGGUUUGUCUAUCCACUCCUGCGGCGCGGAUCUUUUUUCCUUUGACUGUCAACUGUCUCUUGUAUAACUUGGCCCAGUAAAUUACAACUAUGAGCAAUCGGAGGUCAGACUGUAUAUAAUGGCAAAGUCCUCAUCUAAGUCGAAUUCACAAAUGUGAUCUCCGAUUGAGCUUAUUGAUUCGUCUGAACGAUUCAAUAUUAGAAUAGUAUUCGAAAUUUCUUUGUCUACAUCUCUAUCACUUUUGCAUUAUAGGAGUUGGAGAUGGAGAUUCAGAAUCUCGAAUUUAAAAAACACUAACGAUGGUCGCUACAAUCCAGGCUUCAUCGCGCUUUUGUUAUUUAAUUAUCAGUCAACGCAAUGAAGUUUGGAUAAAAAUAAAAUAACGAUCAUCAUUAUGAUUAUGAUUAACCCAAUGCAUGGUAACUAGGGAAGAUGAGUAUUGGCGAGAGCAUCAAUGUUUUUUUUUUUUUUAAAUCGCUGAAGGAGGGUUAGUUGGUGGGUUAAUUUGUAGUGUAAAAGGAUAUAACUCUCUUGCGAUAAUUUAUUGACCUGUAUGUAACCAAUCGUAGCAAGUAGCUUAUAUAAGUGUAUUUUGUUGUAUUUUAGCGCAAAACAAUGUAAUAUAUUAAUAGUUGCAGAUUGAUGUCAAGAUGUUGUUUGAAAAGUAUUUUUAUUUACCUUAACCAGUGUAUACACUUGUGUUUUAUGGUUAGCAAUAGUAGUAAUCGUGAAUAAUACAGUUUUAUUUGAAUAUUUUUUACAUCUCAUUUAUUUUACACCAGAUCUGUAAUAUGUUGACACACCUUGUGUUGUCGUCAUAGUUAAUUAGCCGUAAGAUUAUUCACGAUAACGUUUGUAUUAUCAAACUGGGCCUGUAUUUGGUGACCAACUUAAAGAAAUGUAUACAUACCUAUAUAGUUAACGUUUUAAUUUGUCUAGGUAGGUAGUUGUACAGUCGCGAUGAGACAUGUAUAUUAUAUUAGACCGGUUAAAGCGCUCUCAAAUAUCUGAAUACGCCUCUAUUGUCAAGGAGUUAGAGCGCGUGUUCAGAUAUUUGUGAACACCUUGACCGCUCCGAUAUAUCUGAUAGCGACUGUACCAUUUAAAUGAUUCCAAUGUAUAUCUAAAGUAAUCUAAAAACGUAAGUAUAACUGUUUCGUUACACAAAGGAAUUAAUUUGAUUGUCGACGAUCGUCGACGACGUGGAGGGCUCCAUUAAGGCCUUGAUUAUACACAAACAUAAAAUUUGGUAAACAGUAUGUUUAAAAACAAUUAACCAUACUUAUAAGAGGGGGCGUAAAGCCAGGAAAUUAGAAGGGGACAAAAGAUAUGGCGCGCCGCGCGAACAUGUGACGCGACGGAAGAAAUGGCAAUAGCGCGAGUUUUUUUUAUCUCAACUACUCGGAUAAUAUGCUUAAAAAUGUUUUCGUCCAUUCUGCUUUACUACCAGGUAGAUACUAACAUUAUACUAAACCAACCUUAAACCUGUAAACCUGUGUGUUUUGUAAACCUGUGUUCUGUACAAUAAAGUGAUUACUACUACUACUACUACUACUACUACUACUACUAUUAUAUUGCUAUGAUAUGCAGGGUAACGAUCUACAAUCACCUUAUCAAACAAAACGCGUCUGUCUGUUCGUGUGUAGGUAUACUGUAUGUUCGCGAUAAACUCAAAAACUACUGAACGGAUUUUCAUGCGGUUUUCACCUAUCAAUAGUGAUCCUUGAGGAAGGUUUAGGUGUAUAAUUUGUUAAGGUUUUGUUUAAUACGUGCGAAACCGGGGCGGGUCACUAGCUGAAAAUAAAUGAAAAUGACGUUUUCGUAAACCUUUUCAUGGCAUUUGCCCUUGAUUAAAACGUAAGAAUUCAGUAUAUAAACUACAAUUAUGCGUUAGCCCCCUCUUAAACACUUGUAGACAGGUUACGGUCCAUUUACCUUUACCUAAUCUCCGCGCGUGUGCACGUGUCGUCCAUGUGCGAGUGGGUUGCACUAAUUAAUUUUGGUCUCUGAAUUCAGUCCCAUGUUUAAAGGAAACUAGAGUAAAACAUUAAGUUUAACUCUUUAAUCAUGGAGUGCAGUUUGUCAACGUUUAGAUAGAACAGGUUGUUGCUUCGUUGGAUACAUUUUGUAUAGGUAGAUACCAAUUUUAUGUUAAGGUAACCGUUUAUUAACAAAAAAGCUAUUAAAAGAAAGUGUACUA
Messenger RNA from Cydia strobilella, 7305 nucleotides. RefSeq names its product tudor domain-containing protein 3 (gene Tdrd3). Gene Ontology annotation, cellular component: nucleus; cytoplasm. Gene Ontology annotation, biological process: mRNA processing. Bases 123 to 2342 code for a protein of 739 amino acids. Gene Ontology annotation, molecular function: RNA binding; protein binding. NCBI's taxonomy places the organism in Eukaryota, Metazoa, Arthropoda, Insecta, Lepidoptera, Tortricidae. The record is from RefSeq and is a predicted model, not a curated record. The transcript has 8 exons.